Molecule: messenger RNA, 5998 nt
Organism: Eriocheir sinensis (Chinese mitten crab)
Lineage: Eukaryota; Metazoa; Arthropoda; Malacostraca; Decapoda; Varunidae
Exons: 4
Coding region: 61-690 (209 amino acids)
Source: RefSeq, a predicted model, not a curated record
CCCCACAACAUCGAGACUCACCCCGCCCUUCCUCCCCAGCUGGACUCUGGUUACGUCAUCAUGCCGGGCUGGGACGGCCGCCUCGACUCCAGCACCGACGGCGAUGACGACGACCCCGGCCUCGACUACCUGGACAGCCGGCCCGGCGUGCCCCCGCCCCCCUCCGGCAUCGUGUUCGAGGGCGAGGCGGUCAUCAUCAACGGGAGAAGCAACCUGCAGCGGCAACCCAGGACCAGGAAGAUUCCUGACUUGACACACCAGCAGGGACUCGUGGAUGGCUCCCUUCCGCUCCAUCCCCCGCAUACUGAACACCUUGCCGACGACAGAUUUGAAGACCUUUUCCAGCCUCCUUCUCAAGUCCGACUAAAAAUCUCAUUCGACGAUGGCCUCACCUCCACCUACGAGUACCCGAGCGAGACCUGCCUGCUGGAGGAGGCCGGCCUGCUGCCCCCCACCUCCCCCGAGGGACCCUCCGCCUCCCAAGGUGGCCUGGCUAGCUACACCCCUAGCAAGAUCCAGAUUGGUAGUACCUUUGAACUUGGAGUGUCCCGAACAGCCCCUCCUGUACAGCCUGCCCCUGCUGCCCCUCCCCCCCAGACCGAGAAGACCGAGGAGGAGUAUUUACGGCCAGCUGAUGAAACGGAGACAGUCACCUGGAGCGCAGAAAGCACGUCAGACAUGCUGUUUUAACCUGACGAGCUCUUUCACAAGUCAUGCUCAAUCGAAGUCCACAUUACAGUGCUUCCUUUUGAUUGUUUGUGUGAAUGUGUGUGUAUGUGCGUAUGCAUGUGUGUGUACAUGUGAUAAGAGUACAUACAAGAGUGCAUGCAUCAGUCCAGAUCACCUUCACCAGUCCCUUCACUCUACACUCCUGCAUGGCACAGGCUGGCUGGAAGGGGGACUAAAUGGAUGUCUUUGUAAGGUUUUACCAACUUGUGUACAGUGUGAAUUAAACAUUUAGCAUGAAAAAAGUUUUGGUUAUUUGACAAACAUUUCAAUAGGUGUCUGAUUGAUCAAGUGACUUUGUGAUAUAUAAGGGACAAGCUUCAACAUCUGAACUUCAAAUAUUAAUGUAACCUUAUUUCCUGCCAAAAAUUUGUAUGCGUAUACAUGUAUUUCGUAAUCAACAAUGCUAUUAUAUUUUUGUAUAGCUGUGAAGUGGAGGAGGAAAGACAAUAAUUCCCUGCUCUGGGUGGGAGGCAAUUGACCCGCUGUGUGGCAACAGCUAAGCACUGAUGGUGUUGUGUAAACAAGUUGAGAAGGGUUGAAGAAUCAGUGAGCUUCUGCUGAACAUUCUGUACAUUCAGCUGUUGACAGUAUAUGUUUGAUGUUUUACCCUCAUCUAGGUAAGAUAUAACGAUAAAACUAAUAUUUGUUUUUAUAGUACUGCAGUCUGAUGCUGCAACAUUCCUGCACUGCUGUGUAAGGUAGAAGUCAUUCAGAGUCGUUUCUCCUUCCCCGAGACUGGACCGUGGGCUCUUUAGCACUCUGAGCAUAAUGCGUCAUGCUGGGCAUUAAGUGCCUGAUCCAGCAUUUGUUCAGCCAUUGCAAGACAAGGCCCACCAUACAGCUGUCCGGGAGAGGACACAUCACUGGUGCACUGGAGCUACUAAUUUUUCCUCAACUGAGGGAAUUACUUUGCUUAAUAAGAGGCUUCAUACUAUACUGCUUUGUUUACAGCUUCUUGAGAACAUUUAAUGAAACAAAACUAAACCCACACAAUACAUCGGUGGAGUUAUACGUUAAGUUGAAUCCUUAGAAAUAUUUAGCUCCAAAUCAUAAUACAAAAAUGUACAAUAGUACAAUAUUUUUAAAAAUCUCCUUUUAGAUGUAUGAAUAAUAAUGGUGAGAUAAAAAAAUGCUUUAUAUGACAAAUUUUAUGAUAGAUUAAUUCCCUCACUCCCUGACAAUUAAGGUACAUGAGUUAAUGAUGCCACUCAGCAGAACAAUUAGAAUGACAUCCUAGGACAUACAUAAUAAAUAUAUAUGAACAUGUCACAGUAGAGCCCCUUUUGCUGGACUGAGUAUAUCCUAGUGUAGCCAUAACAGACUCUUGUGGCCUGUAGGAGUGCAGGUACAAUGAGCUGCCAUAGAUGAAGUACAUGAAGCCCUACAACUGCUUCUGGUCCAGAUAUAUUGCAAACCACACCCAAUAUAGGUAUACACUCAACAGCAAAUUAUAGUCACUUGAGAGUCCAAAAAGGGAUUAAUUACCCUUGCUGCAGAUCAUCUAUAUGGCAAGUCUUGCUCACAAUAGGUCUGGUACAUGAUAUGCAACACCUUCCACAAAGCUGACAAGAGAGCACGUGCAGCUGUAUGCUUAACGUGCAAUAAGUCUACCUAGUUUGACAUUUGGUAAGUGAAUUUGCUGCAGUGAGCAUUUAUUGCACAAUUUAAUGAACUCAGCCUAGGGAUUCUUGGCCCUAUCUGAUAGGGUAACCCUAGCCCUGUGUAGCAGGGCUGUAUUGUGGUGAGGUCGUCCACUGUCCAGGGCAAGUAAUGGUGAGCUGAUGUGCCAUUGCCAAAGUUAGUGAUGUGUGUGAACCCAGACCAGACAGAUUUAAUUGAAUGUACAUAGUACUCUAUACUGUUGACAAUAAUAGUCUCUGAGAAUACAACAUACUUGAACAACUAUCUAUUUAGUGAAAGCCAUUUAACUUUGGCUGGGACACAAUAGCAGUUGUCAAACAAUUCUUGUGUCCUACAAAGAGGGAUCUCGAGGUGAUGGGCUGGAAAGCAGGAAUUAGUGAUUGAAGGGGUGGGGGGAAAGAUGGGAGAGCAGAUGGCGUGUUUGACAUGCAAAUAUAUGUAAAUACAUAUUAAGAAUUGAUGCGGUCAUUGUAACCUACAAUAGUACAGUGAUUAGAUCAUAGGAUGGCUGUUUAAUUUAUUGUUUUGUGCUGUAGAAUUACUUGGCACGGUUCUCUGUUUCAAGUUGCAGUGUUUUUACGACACCCAAGCAAAAACGAUGAUCAUGAUUCUUAUACAAGUACAAGGCUUUAUUAAAUGCAUUAAUAAACAACUGAUGUAAGUAUAAUUACACCACCCUUCAAUAGUUCCUUUGUAUAUGUUAAGUAAUGAAACUGAUUUUUUAUUUAUGUACCUUUUGUGCAUUUCUGACUUUGUUUCAGUAUCAUGAUUCACUUGGCCACACUGACAUGCCAGGCAAAGGACACUUGUAAGUCUUCUCACAACACUACUUGGCAGGUUCAGGAACAUGACCUCCUCUCGGGGGUGACAUGAUAAACGCCUGUGUGAUGAGCAAGGAAAUCAUGAUCUCUCAGAUGCUCUAAAACAGUGAUGUAUGAAACCAUCACGCAUCAUUCACUUGAAAGCCUGAAGAAAAAGUUACUGUCUCGUUGCCAUUGAGUUUGUUCAUCUGACUGCAUGAAUUCAAUUUAUAGAAUUUGUAAAUAUGCUUUCUUGACUCAUUACAUAAUGCUGUGUAUCUGAAGGGUAAAUGUAUUAAAAGUUCAUGUAUGUGUUGGUGCAAUCAUUUCCAGCAUUACAAGUUUCUUCAAGCUUACACUAGUGUAAAUACUUUUGAAUGUACACUGUAGUAAAUGAUAUUUAGUCCAAAUAUGAUUUCAGAAUUAUUAUUUAUGUGUUUGCUCAGCUGUGGAUUUUUCUCGAGGACAUUUGCUUCCAUGCACUAUUUCUGAUAUAUCAAAUGUAAUCAAAUCAUGAUCAUAAAGGUUUUACCGAGUUAAAGAAGCUGAUAUAAUCUCAUGACACAGGAAUAACCUGCUGCUUCCCUUAUUAAUCUAGCAUAACAAGAAAGUAUUCUUGAGCUAGUUGGUGCCUUUCAAAUAAUUCAACCAAAAUGUCUUGGUUUUGGUGAUUUAAAAACAAAAGGAUUUUAUUCAAAAGAAUUUUUAAAACAAUUGAUUAGUAUAGAAGUUUGUGAAAGACGGUGCUACAUAGAGAAAUCAACAGGUAGAAUAAGAUCACGUUCCUUCAAGGGCCUGGGACAGAGGCGGCGGUGAGGCAACAUUUUGCUCUGUACUUGUGAACCUGUAGAAAGUUGUGCUGUCAAAGACAUGUCUAGCUGACUAAUGUUCACCUGAUUCUUGUAAAGCUGUGAUAAGGCUAAACAACAUAAAUAUAUAUUGAGAUGAAAAUGUCCAAUCAAACUAUCACUCUUGAUUUUGCAUUUGUAAUUGUUUUAAUAUGCUUAAGUACCCAAAACUGCUGCCCAAAACUUGUCCCUAUUUUGUCUCAGAUUAGUUAAUUGAUGAUGUCUAAGAAGUCUUAAACAUGAACUACCAAAAAGUUAUUCCAGUUAGAUAUUUGAUUUCUGAACUGAUAGGCCACAGAUGUUAAUGGCACUUGUAUUGUAUAACAGUAAUACCCACUGUACUAAAAAGUAAAAUCAACCUUCAAUAAAUUAAAAGUUCAUGAUUGUAAGGAAGGAAUAUUGUUAAGAUAAUAUAUGUGGUAUAGGAUAUGCAAUACAACAGAUAAACUCUCCUGUCACUUAAUUUAAAACUUUAACCAAAACUAAUACAUCUGUAAAAGAAAUUGGGUGUGUUUUGACCACGUAAAUCCUAAUGCACUAAAAAAAUCAGUUCAUCAUCACUCCCCACUUAAUGUUAUUAUAAAUGUUCAGUUAGAGAUACAAUGUAGUACAAGAUAGGGACAAUAUCUUAGGGGAGACCAUGUGCAUUUGAGGCAGUGCUUGAGCCAAUCUUCUGAUAUUUUUCUUUGCCUCUAUUUUUUUUUACAAGGAUAAUUCUACAAUAAAGUUUUGCCAUCAAUGCAACAGUCACAUACAACAGAAAGAAAUGUUCCUCACUUGCCACUCCAUCGUUUCCUGUGACAAGAGUAAAGAGAAGCUGCACCAAAGCAUAUUUUGUAAAAAGAGGAAAUAAACUACAUUGAAUGUUGUGUAGUAAACAAAUUUUGACUUAGUGUUAAAUAUCUUUUUAUUUCUACUCUGAUGUUAAUCAUAGUGAGAUCAGCUUCCAAGCUCUGUUCAGACCAUAAGUAUUGGUGUAUAAAGAUAUGUAAUUAUUCUGUGUAUACAAAUUUGUACAGAAUUUUUGUACAUUUUUGUACUUGCAUUAGCAGUUAAUUAAAAGUAGCAAUUAAACUUUGUAGAAUGAAGGAUCAAAAGAUCUGUUUAGGAAUGUCCUGGCUGUCUAUAUGUCCUCCAAUACAUUUUGCUGUUGUAUGAGGUGUGGGAACUUCCCUGUGUCAGUUAUCUUCUGUUGUAGUACAGUGCAUCAUUCUGUCGAGCUAAUCAUUCCAGCCAUCAGGAACUCAGGUGGGCGAGGACGAGGGUCUGGAGGGGAAGGUGAUUCAGUGUGUUGUAGCUUUCUGUCCCGUGUGAAACCCAGGGCCAACAUUAUCAAACCAGCGUACACCUGUCAAGCAUGUUCGUUAGUUUUUUAGUUUUUUGCUACAGUUAGUAUGAGAGCAAGUAAGUAGCAGCAUACAGAACCUUCAGAAUCGGUGACAAUGCUGCCAUGUUGCUGUCAUAAGCCCGCCCCUCAUGUUAUUCGUCAUGUAGGCUAACCCUCAUGGUGGUGUGGCCUGUUGUGCCUGUUCCACAUGUUGCACACCUUACCUAGACUCUGAUUGUGAUAAUUACACCUAUUUAUAUGCAUUUCUGCCAAGGUUAAAUAAAGUAUUGUCAUCUGUAUUACUCAUCUUGGGCUGCCUCAACUACUCAGUGUGAUAUGUAGAAUACAAUAAAUAGACCAUCAGAUGAAUGUGGAUAAAAGUAAGCAUAUAAAUGUGGCUUGCAACUGUCAUGUACUAGUGAUUCAAUGUACACGUAGCCAUUGAAUGAAGAUUGGCAGAGUCCAUAUAAACUACUGCUGGAGUGACUAAUACUAUUACUAUGGAAAACGAUCAGGUUAAAUUAAUUUUAUAAUUUUGUAAGUAUGAUUUAAUGCCAUAAAUUUUAAUAUAUUAUGUUAUUCUUUCUGUAUUAUACAAAUGUUGAUUUGUAUGUUUAUAGUCCUGUGAUUGUAUUAAUAAACAAACUCAUUAA